Messenger RNA from Penicillium chermesinum, 873 nucleotides. RefSeq lists its product as uncharacterized. Gene Ontology annotation, biological process: ubiquinone biosynthetic process. Lineage: Eukaryota; Fungi; Ascomycota; Eurotiomycetes; Eurotiales; Aspergillaceae. Gene Ontology annotation, molecular function: lipid binding. The transcript has a single exon. The coding region runs from base 1 to 873 and encodes 290 amino acids. Gene Ontology annotation, cellular component: mitochondrial inner membrane. The record is from RefSeq and is a predicted model, not a curated record.
AUGGCCUCAAUCGCUCGCCUUGCUCCACGGCGGACUGCCAUCCCUCAAUCGAAAGUCUCCCUUCCACUCCGCUCGAUCUCCUCCACCCCUCUCUUCCCAGUCCCCACGCAAUCCCGCUCCUCUCAGGCUCCCAAGCUUCGAACACCCCAUACGCCAACCCGCCAGUACCACUCCCCUCUCCACCCACGCCUCCCACCCCACGAAUAUACCAACAGCCAAACCGCCAUCCUGACCGCGGCACUCGUCCACGUCCCCACCCACGGCUUCACCGCGACAUCGCUCACCCUCGGCGCCCAAGACGCAGGCUUCCUCUCCGUCUCCACCCAGCUCCUCCCCCGCGCCGAGUUCGACCUCGUCCUCUUCUGGCUCGCCAGCCGCCGCGGCCUCCUCCGCGCCAAAGUCGAAGAAGCGGCCCUUUUCCCCGCCGCCGCCGCCGCCCGCGGCCUCGCCCCGCAGGACCUCUCCGUCGACGACAAGGUCCGCAUCCUGGUCCUCGAGCGCCUGCGCCUGAACAGAGAGAUCAAGGCGCACUGGGCGGACGCGCUGGCCCAAAUGUCGCUGCUGGGCAAUAUCCCGCUCUCGCUGGCGGAGCUGCAUGCGCUGGCAAACGAUAUCGUGUCCUUGGCGGGGGAUACCGCGGUCGAUGCGUCGUGGUAUACGCGCCGCGCUGCGGUGGCCGGGAUCUAUGCUAGUGCCGAGGUGGUUAUGACCAGAGACCCAACGGAGGAGAUGAGUGAGACGGCGGAGUUUGUGGCGAGGAGGUUUGAGGAUCGGGAUGCGUUGAAGCUUAAGGUGGAUGCUGUUUCGCAGUGUCUUUCUUUCUGGGGGAACUCGGUGCUGGGGGUGGGGAGGAGCUAUGGGUUGAAGAUUUAG